Molecule: messenger RNA, 564 nt
Organism: Heterobasidion irregulare TC 32-1
Lineage: Eukaryota; Fungi; Basidiomycota; Agaricomycetes; Russulales; Bondarzewiaceae
Exons: 3
Coding region: 1-564 (187 amino acids)
Source: RefSeq, a predicted model, not a curated record
AUGGAGACCAAAGCAACAUGGGGAACGUUCAAGGCAUUUCUAACAGAACUAGCCGCAGCAUUCAAAGACGAAAGCCUCAAACAGAAGGCAAGGCAGAAGUUGUUUACCAUAAGAAUGGGAAAACACUUAGCAGAUGACUUCAUCAUGGACUACCUCAUGAUGGCUGGAGAAAGCAGAUUUGAUCUGGAAUCCACUGUCAACUAUUUCUGCCAAGCUAUACACCCGGAAAUUCUCAAACAAAUCUAUCAGCUACCAGAAAUGCUGACCACCAUGGACAAUUGGAACAACCCCUUCCACUACAAUUCAUCGAACACCCCUUCCUCUAUGAAUAACUCCAUCAUCCCAAUGGCCAUCGACUCAGUCUGUACGGCUUUGACUGAUAAAGAACGAAACAAGUUGCGAAUGGAAGGAUAUAUGAAGGGUCAGCUGGACAUGUUCAACAAAGUAGUGGAAAGAUGGGGAACCGCCUGGCUUAGGCCGGUGGAAGGAUGGCAACAGGAGGAGGAGGCUAUGGCCGAGUGUUCUCGGCAAGAGCUCAAAGCAGUAAUGAGAGAAGCGCUAUGA